AUGCCGACGCACGAGUUCUCUGUGGACAUGACCUGUGAAGGCUGCUCUAAUGAGGUCAGUCAGGUGCUUAACAAGGUGGGAGAAGUUGAGUUUGACAUUGACCUGUUCAACAAGAAGGUUUGCAUCAACUCUGAGCACAGCAUGGACCUUCUGCUGGAGACUGUGGGAAAAACAGGAAAAGCUGUUCCCUUCUUUGACCCCAAGUAUGGCAACAAAAGGAAGGCCAGUGUGGGUGAAACGAAGUGGGAGAGGAGAAGAGGGCUGGAAGCAGACCCUCUCCCUAUAGAGGGCCGGCUCGUGAACAGCUGUAUUCAGGCCAGGAGGAAGUGCCAGGCCGAUCCUGUUUGCAGUGCUGCCUACCACCACCUGAAUUCCUGCACCUCUAGUAUAAGCACCCCAUCACCCACACAGGAACUUUUGGUCCCUGAGGACUGCAGGGAGGCAGCAAAGCACCUCAGGAAUAGCUCUCUGAUGAGCUGCACAUGCCAUCGGCGCAUGAAGAACCAAGUUGCCUGCCUGGACAUUUACUGGACCGCUCACCUUGCCCGCAGCCUUGGUGACUAUGAACUGGAUGUCUCCCCCUAUGAAGACACCGUGACCAGAAAACCCUGGAAAAUGAAUCUCAGCAAACUGAACAUGCUCAAACCAGACUCAGACCUCUGCCUCAAGUUUGCCAUGCUAUGUACUCUUAAUGAUAAGUGUGAUCGGCUGCGCAAGGCCUAUGGGGAAGCGUGCUCGGGAUCCCGCUGCCAGCGCCACACCUGCCUCCAUCAGCUCCGCGCCUUCUUCGAGAAGGCUUCGGAGCCCCACGCUCAGGGCCUCCUGUUGUGCCCCUGUGCACCGGCCGACCAGGGCUGCGGGCAACGCCGGCGCAACACCAUCGCUCCCAGCUGCGCUCUGCCGUCUGGGGCCCCCAACUGCCUGGAGCUGGAGAGCCUCUGCGUCGCUGACCCGCUGUGCAGAUCUCGCCUGGUGGAUUUCCAGACCCACUGCCAUCCUUUGGACAUCCUAGGGACCUGUGCAACAGAGCAGUCCAGAUGUCUGCGAGCAUACAUGGGGCUGAUUGGGACUGCCAUGACUCCCAACUUUGUCAGCAAUGUCAACAUCAGUGUUGCCUUAAGCUGCACCUGUCGAGGCAGUGGCAACCGGCAGGAAGAGUGUGAACAGCUGGAAGAGUCCUUCUCCCACAACUCCUGCCUCAUGGAGGCCAUUGCAGCUAAGAUGCGUUUUCACAGCCAACUCUUCUCCCAGGACUGGGCAGACUCUACCUUUUCCGUGAUGGAACGCCAGAACAAAAAUCCUGCUCUGAUGCCACAGCCCUGGGUGCCCUCUCUUUUCUCCUGUACACUUACUUUGAUUCUUCUCCUGAGCCUCUGGUAG
This is a messenger RNA of Puma concolor (puma), 1380 nucleotides long. Lineage: Eukaryota; Metazoa; Chordata; Mammalia; Carnivora; Felidae. The record is from RefSeq and is a predicted model, not a curated record.